CUCUCCGAAAGAAAGAGAGAGAAAAAGAAAGACAGAUAUUACAGAAGAAGCAGGAAUCUGAACUCUUCAGAAGCUUGAAAAUUACAGAAAUGGCGUGAUUUAGGAAAAAUCAAGAACGAAUGGAGAAUAUCUACAAGCUUGGAAGUUCUGAGUUCCCAUGCUCUGAUGAUGGAAGCUUCAAUCCUGUUGAGAAUCUGCAUCGGUUUGGAGAUUUCCCAGAUAGAUUUCAUGGGAACAGAAGAUAUGAGAACGAGAUCUCAAGAUCAUCGACGGUUGCAAUGUCAGAUUUCAUAAAAGCACAGAUCGCCAGUCAUCCAAAAUACCCAAGCUUGGUUUCUGCUUAUAUAGAAUGCAGGAAGGUCGGAGCUCCGCCGGAGAUUGCGACGCUUUUGGAAGAAAUCGGGCGAGAAAACCACCCGAAUAGGGUUUGUGGAGAAAUCGGAGCCGAUCCGGAGCUCGACGAGUUCAUGGAUUCGUAUUGUGAGGUUUUGAUCAGAUACAAGGACGAGCUUUCUAAGCCGUUCGAUGAAGCGACUACGUUUCUGAGCGAGAUCGAGUUGCAGCUUAGCAAUCUUUGCACGGGGACGUCGACUACGUGGAAUGACCCGUCGGAUGAAGCAGUAGGAUCAUCAGAAGAAGAGCUCAGUUGUGUGGAUGUGGAAGCACAGGAAAGUCAAGAAGUUGGGCCCCAUCCUGGUGAUCAGGAGCUAAAGGAAAUGCUCCUGCGUAAAUACAGCGGCUAUCUUAGCAAUCUUCGAAAGGAGUUCUUGAAGAAAAAGAAGAAAGGGAAGUUACCACGAGAUGCUCGGUUGAUGUUGUUGGACUGGUGGAACACCCACUAUAGAUGGCCAUAUCCCACGGAUGAAGAGAAAGCAAAGCUGGCGGAGACAACUGGCCUCGAUCAGAAGCAGAUAAACAAUUGGUUCAUAAAUCAGAGGAAGAGGCAUUGGAAGCCAUCGGAAGACAUGCGUUUUGCUCUCAUGGAGGGGGUGAGCGGCAACGGUGGAGCUCAUUGCCCAUUGUACUUCGACACUGGAACUGAUGACCCUUGACUCAAAUGGUGAAGUUUCCUCCCUAAGCUUUGUGAGGAAUUGUAUGAUCUUGAACCAUGGAUACUAGUAAAUUCCCCAGUUUACAUUAGGUGGGGUCUAUGGUUUGCUGGCCCUUGAUCUGAUGGGUCACCCAGUAGAUGCAUCAUGCCUAAAAAAAAAUCGUUUUCAUUUUUUUUCCAGUUGAACGUGGACCGUUGCUACAUUAACUGUCUAUUUUGUCAGCCAUGCUCCAUCAAUCUUUGGCCCAUCGAAUCAAUGGUCUGAUUGCCAAUUCAUGGGCUCUGUUUGUACAAGUUAUGCUUGGUUGAGAGAUCAUAUAAUUCCUCUCUGCUUCAAAUCCUUUUUUUUUUUUUCCUGCUUUGAACUCUUUAUGCAUAUAUCGUCAGGUUAUAGUGUUUUUACUUUCUUUUUAUUAUUUUUGUGGUGUGUUUUCUAAUGUCCCUUUAAAGUCAUUGAAAUAGUUUUGAUUGUUGUGUUUUAUUAGUUGUGUAUUUUAACUUUUAGCUAUUUAUUAAUUAAAGGACUUCAAUUGGAAUUACUGUACUUAUAAUCUGUAUAUAAUCGAAAUUUCUUGCAUGCA
Messenger RNA from Magnolia sinica, 1632 nucleotides. RefSeq names its product homeobox protein knotted-1-like 1. Gene Ontology annotation, biological process: regulation of DNA-templated transcription. Gene Ontology annotation, molecular function: DNA binding; DNA-binding transcription factor activity, RNA polymerase II-specific. The record is from RefSeq and is a predicted model, not a curated record. Lineage: Eukaryota; Viridiplantae; Streptophyta; Magnoliopsida; Magnoliales; Magnoliaceae. The transcript is spliced from 5 exons. The coding region runs from base 120 to 1052 and encodes 310 amino acids. Gene Ontology annotation, cellular component: nucleus.